CCCACCACCACCACCACCUCCUCCUCCCUAUCGCCCUCCACAGACCUCGCUGGUCUGCACACUCGCCCGCUCCUCCACCCGAUUCAGCACAGUCGCGUCAAGUGACUGAUCUUCCAUUGCGCACUCGCAAGGAUGUUGGCGAGGGGGAUCCGAGCUGCGGCAUCGCGGCACUGCAUGAACACUGCGCGCCCAACUUUUGCCCAGUUCGCUCCACGAAGCUAUGCCACGGCAGCAGCGGAUAGAAUUGCCAAGUUCCCCGGCCAGAAAGGAUCAGAUGGCAAGUACACAGUAUCCCUCAUUGAGGGUGACGGUAUCGGACCAGAAAUCUCGCAAUCUGUCAAGGACAUCUACAGCGCAGCCAAUGUGCCCAUCAAGUGGGAACCGGUCGACGUAACGCCCAUUCUCAAGGACGGCAAGACUGCCAUUCCCGACGAGGCCAUCGACUCCAUCACCCGAAACUACGUUGCCCUUAAGGGUCCGCUGGCCACUCCCAUCGGCAAAGGCCACGUCUCACUCAACUUGACCCUGCGAAGGACCUUCAACCUGUUCGCGAACGUGAGACCGUGCAAGAGCAUCGCUGGCUACAAGACUCCUUACGACAAUGUGGACGUGCAUCUCAUUCGUGAGAACACGGAGGGAGAGUACUCGGGUAUCGAGCACGUCGUGGUUGAUGGUGUCGUGCAGUCCAUCAAGCUCAUCACCCGUGAGGCUUCCGAGCGCGUCCUCCGCUUCGCCUUCCAAUACGCUCAAGACAUUGGCAGACCAAAGGUCCGCGUGGUACACAAGGCCACAAUCAUGAAGAUGUCCGACGGCUUGUUCCUCAGCCUCGCCAACGAAAUCGCAAAAGAGUUUCCCAACAUUGACUUUGAUGCCGAGAUGCUGGACAACACCUGCUUAAAAAUGGUCACUGACCCAGCCCCAUAUAACGACAAGGUCCUCGUCAUGCCCAACUUGUAUGGAGACAUUCUCUCCGACAUGUGCGCUGGUCUGAUCGGUGGUCUUGGUCUGACCCCUUCUGGAAACAUUGGAGACGAGUGCUCCAUCUUCGAAGCUGUGCACGGCUCCGCACCUGAUAUCGCCGGACAGGGUCUUGCCAACCCCACUGCUCUUCUUCUAUCCUCCAUCAUGAUGCUGCAACACAUGGGUCUGACUGAGCACUCCGCGCAAAUCCAAAAGGCCAUUUUCAAGACGCUGGCCGAAGGAAAAUACUUGACUGGUGAUCUUGGUGGAAAGGCCAAGACGCACGAAUACGCCGAUGCCAUUAUCAAGAACUUGUAGAUAUGAUGCGGAAAUAAGACGAAGACGUGAUCACCCUCCCAGCAUUGCGGUCAAUAGAAGCUGCGGUCAAUAGAAGCUGCGGUCAAUAGAAGCUUCGGCCAACCAGCAUAUGGCUUUGGCGUUUUGAUGUAUGAUAUGCUUUGUCCUACCGAAUGCAAAUACGGUUCAAAAGAAUAGUUCUUUCUGGAAUAGUGGAACUCCCAACCUGACCGAGACCACUGCUGGAAGCAAGCCGG
This is a messenger RNA of Sphaerulina musiva SO2202, 1514 nucleotides long. RefSeq lists its product as uncharacterized. The transcript is spliced from 3 exons. Gene Ontology annotation, biological process: tricarboxylic acid cycle; isocitrate metabolic process. The coding region runs from base 133 to 1278 and encodes 381 amino acids. Gene Ontology annotation, cellular component: mitochondrion. Gene Ontology annotation, molecular function: isocitrate dehydrogenase (NAD+) activity; magnesium ion binding; NAD binding. The record is from RefSeq and is a predicted model, not a curated record. Lineage: Eukaryota; Fungi; Ascomycota; Dothideomycetes; Mycosphaerellales; Mycosphaerellaceae.